This is a messenger RNA of Coregonus clupeaformis (lake whitefish), 5100 nucleotides long. Its product is annotated as ras and Rab interactor 3. The transcript has 14 exons. Lineage: Eukaryota; Metazoa; Chordata; Actinopteri; Salmoniformes; Salmonidae. The record is from RefSeq and is a predicted model, not a curated record. Gene Ontology annotation, cellular component: endocytic vesicle; cytosol. Gene Ontology annotation, molecular function: guanyl-nucleotide exchange factor activity; small GTPase binding. The coding region runs from base 132 to 3821 and encodes 1229 amino acids. Gene Ontology annotation, biological process: vesicle-mediated transport; signal transduction.
CCCCCUAACUUAUCCUCAGGGUCAACAGCACCAUUCCCUCCACCUAGACCCCUCCUCACCCCUAACUUAUCCUCAGGAUCAACAGCACCGUUCCCUCCACCUAGACCCCCCUCUCCUCAGGACCACCCCUGAUGACUCCCCCGACUCUCCCCUCUAAACCCUCCUCUCCCCCUGUCUCACCCCCACCCCCUGUCUCACCCGCUGACCCCACUCCCUCACCCUCCUCAUCCACAACACCCCUUCUUUCAGCAUCUGAACCGCUCCCUCCUCAAAUUGACUUGGCCAUUGACGUCACUGACACCACUGAUGUCCCUCAUGCCACUGUCCCAGAGGACUGUACUCCCCCACUCCCCAAACCCCUAGCACCUGAUGUCCCAAAGGCAUCCACUUCCCCCCUCCCCACACCUGUACCACCUCAAGUCUCAGUGCCCUCUACACUCCCCUUUCCUGAUAUCUUGGAUGCCUCUUCAGUCCCAGAGCUCUCCUCUUCAGAGCCAACCGUACCAGCACUUUCCUCUCACCCAGUCCCAAAGCCCUCAUCUAUGCCCCUCUCUGCUCCCAUCUCAAAACCCUCCUUAUCUCCAUUCUCCUCUCCCCCUGUUCCUCCUGUCUCAAAGCUCUCCUCACCCCCUCUUUCUAGACCCUCAGCACCUCGAAAACUCUCCGGUCCGUCCCAGCCGAGACCCCCUGUUCCUCACCCUCACUCGAUAGCCAAGCCCUCCUCCCCUGCUCUCCCCAGACCCCCUCUUCCAUCUACCAAGCCCUCGUCUCCCCCUCUCCCCACCCCACUAGUCCCUCUUGCACCCAAGCCCUCCCCAGCCCCAGCCUCCUCACCAGCCCCAGCCCCAGCCCCAACCCCAGCCACAGCUCCACCACCUAGCAUCAGUAUCCUGGAGAAGCUGAUCAAAACGUGCCCUGUCUGGUUGCAGUUAGCCAUGGCCCAGGAGAAAUCCUCACUUAUACUGAAGAAAGAAACUCCUGGAAUCUUUUUAGUGCGUAAAAGCCCAGACCAGAAGGCCAUGGUUCUGUCAGUACGUAUUUCUAACCAGCAGGGGGAGCCUCAGGUCCAGGACGUUCUGGUUAAAGAAGAGAAGUCAUUGAUCUACCUGGAAGGGUCUGUCCUGGUCUUUGACAACAUCUUCAAACUCAUCUCCUUCUACUGUGUCAGCCGGGAUAUUCUCCCCUUCACUCUGAGGUUGCCUGAGGUCAUCGUCCAGGCAACCAAGUAUGAAGAUAUAGAGAUGAUAUCAACAUUAGGUUCAGAUUUCUGGGUCUCUCAGAUGAACAGUUCCUCUGAGGAGCCAGGACAAGGGAGCAGACCAGUAGGGCACGGCCAGGGCCAGGGUCACAGCUCGUCCUGUGAGAUCCAGCUGUCCACUGGGACCGGUAACGACCGGCUGUGGUACGUUAACCCCAUAUUCAUAGAGGAGUACUGCAGCAGCCUGGAGGCCUCCACCCCCGUCGCUGCUCCCAUCCUCAGGAGCCAGAGCCUGAACACCCCAGGCUCAGGGCAGGGGCAGGUACCCCCCAAGUUCAAACGCCCCCCACCCCGACCCCCUAAUGUCCCUGAGGGAUUGUUACUGUCACAGGGGGCCAAGCAGGGGAACAGAGGGACGUCUGAUUCCCCCUCCCCCCGCUCACCACCCCCACCUCUUAGAGUCACAGCCAAGCCAGGGCAGAAAGGAGAAGGAAACAGCAGCAAAGGCAGUGGGGAGGGAGAGAAAGCUGCUUCUCAACUUGUCUCAGAGAGAGAGGUGUCAGUUACAGCUACUGACCCAGUAGCAGCUACUCAGCCUCUACAGCAUCUGUCACCGCAUGGAGCAACAGCAGGACAUCGGCACCCAGCACCCCGGCCACCUCCACACAGGAUCCCACUUGUGCCCCUACGGCGGAUGCCCUCAGAGAAGCGUCCCCCACCCCCAGGACAGGAGCCGCCCCAGCCGGAUGGGGGCACCCUGACCCUCACCACACCCUCAAAGAAGAAGGAUGAGGGCAGUGUUGGCAUAGUGCCUGUUGCUUCACUGGUGUGCAUCGACGUCACCACCAACAUGGCAGACGAGGAGAAGGAGUUAAGAGUGGAGCCCUAUGCUGGUGAGAUAGAGACACUGCAGAGGCAAGGGACAUCAGAGACUUCAAACAGCAGUGAGGCUGUUACCGUGGCUAUACCAGCCCCUCUGACGAAGAGGGCCGCACCGCCAGUCCCACCUCCCAGAAAGAAUAAGCCCUCCCAGGCCACGCUCACUACACCUCUCGCCCCAGACAUGAUAGGUGGAGGACUUCUUUCAAUCAAUGCAUCAUUGGACAUCCCCCAGACCUCUAGCACCCCCUUGCCAGCCCGGAUGGCCAUUUCCAUCCCCGAGGGGGAGGUGAGGGAGGCCAGAGGGGCAGAUGUGUCCCUGUAUGCUCCUGAUGGUGGCGCGGCCCUCCCUGCACUGGACCAUGACUCUUACUCUACCAGCAGCACAGAGGAGGAGGCUGACACUGUGGCCAGUCGGGCUGGAGGGGCCGUUGGGACCAACAAUACCAAAGUGUCAAUGAAGAGGACCCCUACCAUCAUGCUAGACCGGGCCAAGCAACGCCUCUCCAUGGUCAACUUCUCCAGUGUGUUCACCAACUUCAUGAGCGCUGACCAUAAGUUGCAGAAGAGGAUCGUGGAGCUGUCCCGGGACGGUAGCUCCUACUUCGGGAACCUGGUGAAGGAUUACAGGGUGUAUAUUCUGGAGACCAUGGUGAAGCACAGCUCCAGCACUGAGCUGCUGCAGGAGAUCAGGCAGAUGAUGACCCAGCUGAAGAGUUACCUCAUCCAGAGCACUGAGCUGCAGAACCUCCUGGAGCCCAACGUCUACACAGAGGAAAAACUAGAGGUGAUUAUGGAAGCUGCUCUGUGCAAGGCUGUGCUGAAGCCUCUGCGGGAGGCUGUCUACUCCGGCCUGAAGGACAUCCAUGCCAGGGGGGGCUGUCUGAAGAGACUGAGGGAGAACCAGAGUGUGGUCCUGGGUACCACCACCACAGAUCUGGGGGUCACCACCAGUGUUCCAGAGACCACUGUCAUGGAGAAGAUCCAGCUGAAGCUGAUGACCCUCCACUUGGAGUACUCCCCUCAGAAGAAGAUUGAUCUGCUCCUCAAGACCUGCAAGAUCAUAUAUGAGUCCAUGUCUAUAGGCUGCCCAGGGAGAGCCCAUGGCGUAGAUGACUUCCUCCCAGUGCUGAUGUACGUCCUGGCCAGGAGCAACAUGGCCUUCCUGCUACUGGAUGUAGAGUACAUGAUGGAGCUGAUGGACCCUGCACUACAGCUAGGAGAAGGCUCCUACUACCUGACGACCACGUAUGGAGCGUUGGAGCACAUAAAGAACUAUGACAAGCAGGCGGUGACACAGCAGCUCAGUCUGGAGAUCCAGGAUUCUAUCCACCGCUGGGAGAAGAGACGCACCCUGAACAAGGCCCGGCUGUCAUGCUCGUCUGUACAGGACUUCAUCAACGUGUCGUUCCUGGAGGCGGGGUCUAACACUAAGACCCUGGGAGUCCACCCCACCACCACGGCCCAGGAUCUGUGUGCCCAGUGUGCUGACAAGUUUGAAGUGCUGGAGCCAGAGUCCUACAGCCUGAGUGUGCUAGUGGAGGGCCACUACCAGCCCCUGGCCCCUGAGGAGUUCCCCCUCACCAUCAAGUCUAGUCUCCACCACAGUGAGCCCCGCAAGGCCUUCUACUUUGUCUACCGGCCUGGAAGGACAGAGUCAGAAGGGCAGGAGGCAGAGAGUGAGGAGACAGCUACCGCAGCGGAGCCAGAGCCUGACGAGGAGAAUAAUCUGAUCGAGAUAUGAUAUUAAGGGGGAAGUGGCCACAGAAUCAGCAUCAGCUAGUGACCCAGAGGCCCGGCCUGUGCUCUGCUGUGAUGUGAUGGACGAGCGGACACAGGCUCACAGAGACUAUUUUUUAUCACCGGACCCAGCGGUGCUACCUGGCAGACUCACCCAAUCAGCCGACGCUAAAUUGCUUUCUGCAACCCACUGAUUCUCCUCCACUGAUGCUGCUUCUCUAUCCGACUAUACUCAAUCCUUUUUUUAUGUCUUCUCUAAUUGCAGUAAUCUGUUCUCUCUCUGGUUCUUGCUACUGUAUAGCGAGCGCUGGUUGUCCUUUUCAUACUCCUGGGCCACAGCACCCAAAGAGUCAUUUACAGAACUAAGUAAGAGUUGAGCAUCUUAUUGUGCAUGGUACUGUUUAGCCUGGGUCCUAUAGCCUACAUUAGUGGUCCCCAUAAAAUUCAAAUUUGGAGGUAGUCAGUCAUGCAUACCGGUAAUAUUAUAUGUUGCUAUGUUGUCAUCCAUCACAGAUAGCAGAUGCAUAAUAAUACCUGGACCAGGCCACUGGAAAUAUGAUGUUUUCCUUGAUCAGAAUGAGAAGUAAACACUGUGUGUAUCUCUCAGCUAAACACAUAUUUGGUAUUGUGAGUGUUGUUUGAGAGUUAGGCCUUUCAUGUUUUAUGCAACAGAUUAUGCAUGCAUGUUUCCUGCCAAAGAGAGAGCAUAUUAAUAUUAUAAGAGAUUAUUUUUCAUGGUAGAUAUAGUUUAUAUGAUGUGUGUAUCACACACAAACAAACACACACCACACAUGCCAACACACACACCCAAACACAGUACACACAUGUAUAAUGCUAAAUAGGCACACAGACUUAGACACAUUGAGAAACUAUAGGUCCUGUGAACCUUCUUUAUUCCUCAAUCUACAGAUAUUGCUGAGCUCAGUGAAACACACAGGUCUGUAAAUCACCUGUUAUUACAGCCUCUGAGUCACAAGGAGUUGAUAUAGUCAGGGCCCAUAUUCACAAAGUAUCUCAGAGUCGGUGUUCUGAACUAGGAUCAGGUUCCCCCACUUAUUAAUUAUGAUUUAUAAGGCAAACCUUUUUCCUAGAUCAGCACUCCUACUCUGAGACGCUUGGUACAUACAGGCCCUUGUGUCUGACACUAACGUCUUGUGACUCUAAGGCUGUCCUAAUAUGGACACUGUACAUAUUGUCUGGUCGCAUACUUUAAAAUCCACACAGUACCAGGGACAUCCCCUUUUGAGAGGCUUACACCUCCAACCCUCCAUCCCUUUAUCCCU